CCCAUUUUUUUUGUAUAAUUUAGUAAUAUUUCGAAAAAUCCACCUAAAGUUUGGAAUCUCUGCGUAAUCUCAAUCCUUAAUGUGUUCAUAUACGAGUAGGGUUUUGUUUUCCGGUUUUUGGGUUUGCAUUUGAUCCUACAAAAACCAAGUUCUUCUGCAAAUGUAGUUUCUUUGCAUUAGUAUUAUAUUAUCUGUCUUCUCUCUUCUUCCUCUCUGGAUCUGGAUUUUCAUAAAUUUGUUCGUCAUUUGGUUGUUCCUUUGAGCAUUUCAACUUUAACUUUUUCAUCACCUUAUUUAUUCCUCCAUUUUAUUCUUUUAUUUUAUUUUUUUCGAUUUUAUUUUUUUUUGUGAUUUUUUUUAAGCUCUUCGCUUUCGAAAACAUAUUCUGCCUUUUGGGUUUUCUCAGUUUUCUUAAAUAAAUCAUUAUCCACUCCAUAAACUUCAAUUUUCCAGGCAUCCCUAAUCAUUGUUUGGUGAAAAAACAACCAGAUAAUUAAGUAAAAAAGUUAUAACACCAUGGGUUUUAUAACAGGAGUUCCAAAAGGUUCUUCUUGGCAGCCAAUCAUGACUGCGGACACAACAACUUCAAGUUACUGGAUCAACUGGAGGGUCUUGCUCUGCACGAUAUGGAUAUCGAUUGCGAUGACUCUUUCGGUGAUUCUGGUUUGCAAAUACGAAGAAAGACCGCGCAGUUCAAAGCGCGGUAACAGCGGAGAAAACCAGCAACAAACGUCUGCAGGAACAUUGUUUGAGGAUGAGACUUGGAGACCAUGCCUCAAGGGAAUUCACCCGGCUUGGCUCCUGGCUUUUCGGGUUUUCGCUUUCAUUGUGCUCUUGGUUCUGCUCAUCAUUACCGCUUCCGUGGAUGGAGGCAGCAUUUUUCUCUACUACACACAGUGGACUUUUACUUUGAUCACAAUUUAUUUUGGGCUUGGAUCGUUGCUCUCCAUUCGGGGAUGCUACCGCUACCAUAAGAAAACUGCCGGCGAUAGGGUUGAUAUUUUUGAGGUGGAUACAGAGCAAGGCUCUGCUCAUGUGACUCCUUCACAUGGAGGUUCUUCCAAAGAUUCAAUCAUAGAGAAACCCUCAGGCCCCCAUGUCGAACAACCUCAAGUUCGCCAACUUGCUGGCUUUUCGGGUUAUAUCUUCCAAAUAAUUUUCCAGAUGAAUGCCGGCGCUGUCCUUCUCACGGAUUGUGUCUUCUGGUUCGUACUUGUUCCUUUUCUUACAAUCAAAGACUACAACUUGAAUUUUCUGAUCAUAAAUAUGCACACGAUCAACGCAGUUUUCUUGCUCGCUGAUACCGCGUUGAAUAGCUUGCCAUUUCCCUGGUUCCGAAUCGGAUAUUUCUUCCUGUGGACGAUCGUUUAUGUAGUUUUCCAGUGGCUCUUCCAUGCUUGUGUCAAGCUGUGGUGGCCGUAUCCAUUUCUAGACUUGUCAUCUCCAUAUGCUCCGCUGUGGUACUUGUCGGUCGGUCUACUGCACAUCCCAUGCUACAGCAUUUUUGUUCUGGUAAUGAAGCUCAAAUACCAUCUGUUUUCGACGCGAUACCCUGAAUCGUAUCAAUGCGCGAGGUAGUUCAGGCGUCGAGCUGAAACCAGACAUCGUACAGUAUCCCGAAAGAAAUAUACUUUCGAAAUUCUUCGUAGAAGGAGAGCAAACAGAAGUCCAGAGACCAGAGUUCAGGGUUAUGGAGACAAUGCCUUCAACAGGUUAAAGGAAAUUGUUUGCUUGGUGAUUUAGUUUUGGAUGCUCAAAGCAUUUCCUUAAUCAAUGGCAUAUACUUGUAGGUUGCAACUUGCAACUGCAUACACAUUAGGCAUAUCAGAAGGAAGUUGCAUUAAAUAUAUUCUACCAUUCAAUUAAUCUACUUUUGUAAAUUCCCCACUAAUAAUUUUUUUUUUUUAGCCAAAAUAGUCUUAGAGAUUUGACAUAAUUCCUCGUUCUGGUUCCUGAGGUUUAAAAUCAAUAGAAGUGACCCUUGAAUUUGUCUACCGCCAAUCAUUCUGGUCUUUCCAUGAAGUUGUCCUUGAGUUGGCCAAUUGUAUAUUAAAUUGAGAACAUUUUUGUUAUUCUGAUCCCUAUUUAACAGAGAUUUCUCAAUGGAACGACCAAAUGAUUAACUGUGGUGUGGACAAACUCAGGAGCCAUUUCCAUCUAUUUCAAACCUCAAGGACCAAAUUGAAGAGUUAUGCCAAUCUCAUAAACCAUUUUAGUUCAAAUGCCUUUAUAUACUCAUUCCAAGAGAAUUCCGAUGUGAAGUCGGAACCCAAUGAAACAAUUGAGAAGAUCUGCCCUAUCACCGUUUGUAUAUAAUUAUGUGUCUAUCCUGAUUGUAUACAACCAGUAACACCGAAAUAUCUGCCCCAUAUGACAAUGAUUGACAAGCCGGUUUUACCGCUAACAUUACAACAAACAAAAAGUUGAACUAUAAAUCCAAACAUCCUAGAUUUACCUGAAAUUUACUUGAAACGUGCAAUUUACAUAACAAAGGACCAGCCAAAAAGAAUAUAUCUUCGUCCAACCUCAAGGAUUUAGCUACAACGAUGUUUGGCAUGUCCGGUUUUGAUUAUUCAAUACCAGGUGCAACGAAUACAAUUUCCAUAUUUCAAAUCAAGCAAAAUGAAUCUAUGAUACCAGGAGUGAUUAUAAAGAAGUGCUUGGCAACGAACCCAUUAAAAUGACGUUGUCGCCGUCUUUAUGUUCCCUUGGCUUCUCCGGCUUCGCCUUUGAAAA
Molecule: messenger RNA, 2736 nt
Organism: Malus domestica (apple)
Lineage: Eukaryota; Viridiplantae; Streptophyta; Magnoliopsida; Rosales; Rosaceae
Cellular component (GO): membrane
Source: RefSeq, a predicted model, not a curated record